UGUUUUCUUAUUCAGUUAUAACAUAAUGCGCAUUAAUUCUUGAAUAUUAAAUAUUGAAUAUUUGUUGAGUUUAAAACAAAAGCAAAAAUAAUAUUAAAGGCAUCAUAUGGGCACCAAAGACAACUUGUAUCACUUUAAAGAGUCGAAAUGAGUUUAAGCUUGGUUCGCAAGCGGCGGAUUUCCGGCGGUGGUGUAAAUGAUUCCCAAACAGCACCUACCAAACGACGAUUAACGCAAAACAAUUCUACACAAUCUCAAGGAGCCAACACUAGUAUAAUCCAGGAUAAGCGAUGUGGAAAGAUAUUGUUGAUGCAUCUAACAAACUUUAUGUGUCACUCUAAUCUAACCGUUGAAUUUCAUUCUCGAGUAAAUUUUUUGGUGGGAAGCAAUGGAAGUGGCAAAAGUGCUAUACUUGCUGCUUUGGUGUUGGGAUUGGGUGGAAGUGCCAGAACGACCAACAGGUCUCGAAGUGCAAAAGCUUUUAUAAAGAAUGGGGAAACCAGCGCAAAAAUUGAAAUAGUUUUGGCGAAUGAUGGUGCCCAGCCGUAUGAGCCCGACGUAUAUGGUGACAAGAUUAUCAUAGUUGUCAGUAAGAAAGUCGAUGAUUUGCACAGAAUUCUUAUGUAUCAUAAUGUGCAAGUGGAUAAUCCGGUUUUUGUACUAAACCAGGACAGCGCUAGAGAAUUUUUAAAGGAAUUGGAACCUUCAAAAAAUUAUCAGCUUUUUCUAAAAGCGACACAAAUUGAUGUCGUUCAUGAAAAACUAGCCGAUUCCCUUCAUUUACACAAAGAUCACAUGGAAGAAUUAAAAAAUUAUGAAAUUAGAUUAAAAAAAGAAAAGGAAGAUAUAGCCGAACAUGAAAAUAAACUGAAAGAGCUUUUAUCAUUUGAAAAACUAAUGGAUGUUCUUAAACGCUUGGAAAUCGAGCAUGCAUGGCAAAAAGUUCAGCAAUGUGAGAAUCAACUUCAUGAAAUAAGCGAUAAACUUGCAAAAUACGACGAAAAGGAGCGUGAACUUAAAAAUCUAAUACAGAACAAAGAUGAAGUUUGCCAAAUAUUAAGUCAGGAAAUCAGAAAAGAUGAAGAAGGAAUAACGUUGAAAAACAGUAAUUAUGAUAAAGUCAACAGGGAGUACAGGGAGUUAAAGAAUAAAGAUGAUGAGAUAAACAAGCUAACAUCCGAAUUUAAAAACUCCCUAGACAUACUAAAAAAGAAAAAAUCUCGGUUGGAGCAUCAGAUUGAAGAAAUUAAGAAAUAUAUCGAUGAAAAAUCUCAAGGCAAUCAAGAUGAUGUAGAUACUUUACGUGCUCAAAACCAAAAUGAAAUUUUAAAACUUCGCCAGCAAUGUGAAAGUCAUGUAGGCCCAAUGAUUGAAAAUAUUAAGCGCGAACUUAAACUCCAUAAUGAUAGCAAGGCACAAAAGGAACAAGUAGUAAAUGAAAUUAAACGCCAACAAAGGGAGUGCUUAGACGAAAUACGUCUUCGAAGUGUAGAGAUAGCCAAUGUAAAAGCCAGUGCCAAAAAUAAGAUAUUAAUAUACGGAAAGCAUAUGCCCGAGCUUUUGACAGAUAUUCGAAAAGCACAUUCACAAGGCCUUUUUUCUACGUUACAGGGACCUAUUGGCAGUUAUGUAGAUGUGGCCAACAGCCAAUACCGAGAUGUUAUUGAAAACUCCAUCGGCCGUGGAUUGCUGGGAGCAUUUCUAGUAAACAAUGCAAAAGAUAGGCAAAUCUUGGAAAACAUUUUUACUAAAUAUGAAAAUUGUCGUCCUAUUAUAAUAACUGUAGCAUUUUCCGACAAGGUCUAUGAUGUUAGUGGUGGGUGUGUAAACCCACCGAAAGGCACGCAUUUGCUUCUUCACGAAAUCAGAUGUUCUGAUGCAACUGUAAUGAACUGCCUUAUUGACCGUCUUGGCAUCGAAUCUAUUUUGCUUACAAAUAGUAAAGAAAUUGCCGAAACAAUUACUUCGCAUAUUGAAAAUGUUCCCAAAAAUCUAUCGAGGGUCUUGGUUCUCAAAGAAGGCAACAGUUGUAUGGAAUAUUAUCCUAUGCCGAAGUAUCGAAUGUAUUCAAAUAAAGUUAGACCAGCCAAUUACAUACAAGUUAAUAUCGAAGAACGUAUUAGGCACUUGGAAAAUGAAAAACAAUCACUAGAGCUAAAGAAUAAAUCAUAUGAAACCGAUCUGAGUCAAAUGAGCAAUCAAAUACCUCAAGUUAUUAAGCUCAUACAAGAGCAACGGGAACUUUUAUUAAAACAAGAAAAUGCCCACCGAGAGAUUAUGGAAAAAAUAGCGGAACUGGACAAUAUAGAAUAUGCUGAUUAUAGUAACGAAAUUCAGUUCUUGGAAAAAGAAAUGGGUGAUUAUGAAACUCACCUAGCAGAAAUUGAACAAAAAAUAAGUGAAACGAGAGGUCAAUUAUCGGAUGUUGACAAUGAAAAAAUUCAAAUUGGAGCGGAGCUGCAAUCCAAAGAAAAUGAACUUCAGAAAAUAAAAAAUGACAUAGAGGCUUUCAAGUCUACUGUAGAUCGAAAGAAAAUGAAACUCCGUAGUGUUAACAACAACGAUUCUUCGUAUCGCGUCAAAUUGUCGGAAGUGCAAGACGUCAUAAAUAAAUUGAAAGCUGAGCAUAUGGAAAUGUCAAGAAAAGUUGAUGCUUGUACAAAAGAUGCUGCAGAAAAAGGUGAACGAAUUGAAAGCGAUCUAAGUGGAGAUCAACUCCAAGACGAGAUAUCAAAAGUAAAGGCAAAAAUUAAACAUGGUAAGCCAGUGAGCUUGGACCCACGGUCCAUGCGACAGCUAAUUAUGACAAAGAAAGAGGCAUUACUAGCCAAUGAAGGCAAAUAUGAGAACAUAAAGCACUCCAUUUAUUCGCUAAGAAAAUCUUUAAGAUUCCGUUUCGACUUUUUAAAGAAACUGAAGGAACACAUGGCAAUGCUUUUACAAAUAUCGUUUAACACGAUUCUGCGAUUGCGCAACUUUGAAGGUUCAUUGGAUGUAAAUCACCAGCAGAAAACAUUGAAGCUUUCGGUUAUACCACGCGGUCAUAAUAAAAAUGCAGUUUCCGACACGAAAUCUUUGUCUGGAGGAGAACGGUCUUAUAGCACUGUAGCUUUUCUCAUAUCUUUAUGGUCAUGUGUUGAUCAUCCUUUUUGUUUUUUGGAUGAGUACGAUGUUUUUACGGAUGAAGUGAACCGAGAGUACAUGACACGUCUGCUCAUCGAUGAAGGACGUAGACGUCCACUUCGACAGUAUUCUUUCUUAACGCCUCAAGAUAUGACAUUGAUGUCCGAAGACUUUAUAAAGAUAUUACGAUUGGAAGAACCAGAACGCAUUUAAUGUAUUAUUUAAAUUUGUUGGUUAUUUUAUAACAGCAACUGGAAUUGCAAACAUUUUAUUACACUAAAUAUAAUAUGCAUAUGUACCUUUUUAUUACUUUUUA
This is a messenger RNA of Musca domestica (house fly), 3439 nucleotides long. Its product is annotated as structural maintenance of chromosomes protein 6. Gene Ontology annotation, molecular function: damaged DNA binding; single-stranded DNA binding; ATP hydrolysis activity. Gene Ontology annotation, cellular component: site of double-strand break; nucleus; Smc5-Smc6 complex. The record is from RefSeq and is a predicted model, not a curated record. Gene Ontology annotation, biological process: double-strand break repair via homologous recombination. Lineage: Eukaryota; Metazoa; Arthropoda; Insecta; Diptera; Muscidae.